Salvelinus namaycush (lake trout) is the source of this 1795-nucleotide messenger RNA. Its product is annotated as androgen-dependent TFPI-regulating protein. The transcript has 6 exons. The coding region runs from base 594 to 1112 and encodes 172 amino acids. Gene Ontology annotation, cellular component: membrane; endomembrane system. NCBI's taxonomy places the organism in Eukaryota, Metazoa, Chordata, Actinopteri, Salmoniformes, Salmonidae. The record is from RefSeq and is a predicted model, not a curated record.
AGAAAAACCCUUGAAUGAGUAGAUGUUUUAAAACUUUUGACCGGUAGUGUAAAUACAGUACCCAUUGAUUCUUGAAGAAUAUGACUUGUAAAAUGUCCCAUCAGCUUAGUUCAUUUGUCGUACCCCAUCAGAACUCAAAAUAUAAACUUGUUUUACUCAAUUGUUUGUAAAUGAUGCAAUUGUAAAAAUUAAAUAAAUACUUUAUAGCCUCAAAAGAUGGUUAUAACUAUAGUUUUGAUAUCAUGGCUGGUCAGUUCUUCCAUCCAUAGCUCUCUGAAUUUGAGACUGUUACAAUUCUCAAGCCCCAUCCCUCAGUUGUGUACCAAAUAACAGUGGCAGGGGUUGGUGGCUUUGUUGUUGUUAAAACCGCAGAUUGCCAGUUUAACCAUUGGACAACAGCAUGGUAUGCUGUUUUUCAGUUAUAUCACUUGGUUAUCGUCAUAUCCAUUGACCCCCUCUAUGUCUCAGUGGGAAAGCAUUCAAUAUGGUUAAUCAUUUAUGGAUUGGUGUGUAAUGCUUUCAAUGCCAAAGUCUGAAAAUGGCAUGAAAAUGUCAUUUCUAACCUGCUCAAUCCACUGCCUACAUUAUUGCAGAUGGUGUUCUUUGGGAUGGCCGUGGUGAAUGAUCUUCAGACUGGGAAAAACACAGUCAUGGGUCUUGACAAGUGGAAAGACCUCAUCUUCUCUGUCCUUGCCUUCCCUGUAGGCAUGUUUGUGGUGCUGCUUUUCUGGGUGAUCUUUGCCUAUGACAGGCAGCUUGUCUACCCAGAAUCUUUAGAUGCCUUCUUUCCUCUCUGGAUGAAUCAUGCUAUGCACACCGUUGUUAUGCCGGUCUUACUUGGGGAGAUCCUGCUUCAACAUCAUGUGUACCCAAAGACUAAAAACGGCUUAGCUGCCUUAGGAGUUGUGGGCUUGGCUUACUUGGGCUGGGUGAUAUUUAUCUACUUGGCGGUAGGUCUUUGGGUGUAUCCUCUCCUCGGGCUCCUUAGCACCUCUGGUGUGUUGGGGUUAUUCCUCUUGAACAUGACAGUGGUGACAAUGAUGUAUCUGCUAGGACGGACCCUAAACAACUGUGUCUGGGGAAAAGGCAAGACGGCGACUAAAAAUAAAUGAAACUGCCCAUUUUCCUCUUUGAAUCCAUUGGGGCCUGAUGCAUUGUUGUCACUCAGAUUUCGCCAACAUGCCUCAAGAAAUACUGUAUGUGUAUGAAUAGAAAUUGCACACAGGGUCAUAUGUCAUAUGUGCUGUCCUCUGACAACAUAGUUUCUAACAGACAUACUGUUGUUUUUCUUUAUUCAAUAAAUGUUAUCAGCAUCACAAUAACAAAAUAUAACUCACAGUUGAAAAAAAUUGAAAUCACAGGUAGGCCUACAUCAGGUUGAUUGGCUAAGUCCUUUUCCACCAGGAAGUUAUCACAACAUUCUCAAAGCAAUCGUUCUCUACUUACCAAAAUUCUCUGACUACAACUUGACCAAAUGAGAAUAUGAGAGUAAACAAGGGGUGAUCAAAUAUCUCACCAAUUGUUUUAACUUUUUCUCUUGAGAUUGGAAUAUCGUUGUGUUUUCAUAACGUGUGGAAAUCAUGAACAGUUUGUGAGCUAUUAUAGUCUCAAAACCAUGGUUGUGUACUUUUACCACAACAGGAAAUUGGAUGUUUGCUUUUUUGACCAAACAUGUAAUUACAAGGCACAAAAAAAGCAUGACAUAAAUAUGAUGUAAGUCAUGUUCCUUUUGUAGAUAUAAUUUCAUUAUUCAAUAAUUAACUAAUCAAAUAAAAGGGCAGCACAUCACUGCAAU